AUGCUUAUAAAUAGAAUUCCUUGCUACGGGUACGAAGAUUUAAAAACAAUUAAUGGAGUUACAUAUGAAACAUUCCAAGAAGUAGCAAAAAUUCAUGGCUUUCUUAAUAAUAUAAAUGAAUAUAAAGAAGCAUUAGAGGAAGCACGUAAUUUUAAAAUGGCACCUGAAUUACUCGAAUUGUUCACAAUAAUAAUUUUGAACGGGGGACCUGCCAGAGUAUUGUGGGAUGAAUUUAAAACUUACCUAUCUGAAGAUUUCUCCUUAGGAUUCACUCCAGACUUGGCGAAUAACAAAGCUCUCUCUGAAAUAAGUCGUAUGCUCAGAUGCCAUGGCAGCUCUUUACAAAAAAUGGGUUUGCCAGAAAUAAUUGAUGAUUCGUCUGAGUUAGGAAGGGAAAGAUUACGCUGGUCACGUAAAAAUUGCAAGAAUUUUGUUAAGCAGUGGGAGCCCAAACUAAACGGUGAUCAACUACAAAUAUAUUUUGAAAUAAUUGACGUAGUGAAGAAUCAGCCGGAAAAUGGUCGCUCGAUAUUUAUAGACGGCCCAGCUGGGACAGGUAAAACAAUCUUACUUACCGUAAUAACAGCGAAGCUUAGAAGUAUGGGGAAGAUUGUUCUUCCUACAGCCACAACCGGGAUAGCAGCAAUAAAUCAUGAAGGAGGUAUUACAGCGCAUUCUAUGUUCAAACUUCCGCUCAAUAUACAAGAUGAUGCAAUAACUUGGGGCGUUACAGUUUCAAGUGAGCGGGCGGAAUUAAUAAAUGAAGCGGAUCUUAUAAUUCUGGAUGAAGCACCUAUGGCGCAUAAAAAUUUAGUUCAAUGCAUUAAUCUAGGCCUGCAAGACAUUACACUAAAAAAAAUUCCAUUUGGAGGGAAAAUAAUUUUGUUAGCGGGGGAUUUUCGACAAAUUCCUCCAAUUGUACCCGGGGCUUCCCCAAAAGAAAUUAUUUCGUCAUCGUUGCGAAGUUCAGCAUUAUGGCAGAACUUUUCGAUAUUGACUUUGUUGCACUCAAUGCGCGCAGUUCAUGAUGCAGAAUUUUCUGUAUUCAUACGUAGACUUGGGGAGGGAAGAAUUCCAUCAGUAAAACAAAAUGAUGGAGUAGAUCUUAUAAAACUUCCAAAUAUUCCAUUUGAGACAUCCGUUGAGAAAUUAAUAAGCUUUGUAUUUCCUAGAAAUAUAAUUGAAAACUCCAAUGAGUGCAGUAAACGAGCGAUAUUGUCUGGUACUAAUGUCUGUAUAGGGGAAAUAAAUAAGAAAGUAUUAGAAGUAUUGCCAGGAAAUCUGUAUCAUCUAUACAGUGUUGACUCUUCACUCCUUCCCCAAAGUACCGACCCAGCGCAUCAUUUAGGCCCGGAAAUCUUAAAUUCUGUUACACAACCAGGAGUGCCCGACCAUGACUUAGUUUUAAAGAAAGGGGCGUUAAUUAUUCUUACAAGAACUUUAAACUUCUCUGAGGGAUUAGUAAAUGGAACCAAAUUGAUUGUAACUAAAGUUACCAAAAUUUUAUUGGAAGCCCAAAAACCUUAUAGUAACAUUAAACAUUUAAUACCCCGGAUCAAUUUCAAAUUUUCCAUAGGGUGCCAAGGUAUGGAAAUGAUACGACGUCAAUUUCCGAUUAAAUUACCUUAUGCAAUGACUAUUAAUAAAUCACAAGGUCAAACACUUUCUCGCGUAGGAAUUGAUUUGAGAAAUGAUGUUUUUUCUCAUGGGCAACUAUACGUAGCAUUGGGUCGAGCCAGAACUAGAGCUGAAUUAAUGGUUUUGAUUCCCCCUGAGCGAAUUAUAAAUGGUACAGCACAUACUGUAAAUAUUGUGUAUCAAACAUUGGUACUGUAA
Messenger RNA from Condylostylus longicornis, 1836 nucleotides. Its product is annotated as ATP-dependent DNA helicase pif1-like. The transcript has a single exon. The record is from RefSeq and is a predicted model, not a curated record. Gene Ontology annotation, biological process: telomere maintenance; DNA repair. The coding region runs from base 1 to 1836 and encodes 611 amino acids. Lineage: Eukaryota; Metazoa; Arthropoda; Insecta; Diptera; Dolichopodidae. Gene Ontology annotation, molecular function: DNA helicase activity.